Molecule: messenger RNA, 1056 nt
Organism: Blumeria graminis f. sp. triticale
Lineage: Eukaryota; Fungi; Ascomycota; Leotiomycetes; Helotiales; Erysiphaceae
Source: the annotation of a GenBank genome assembly
AUGCGAAUCCAAAUUAGAGGUCCCCAGGGAGCUUCAAUAGCUUCUCUCUCAGAUAAAUCAACUGUUGGAAAUCUGAUUGAAAUCAUCACCGAAAAAACGAAAAUCAAUGAUUUCGAGGUCAGAUUUGGAUACCCUCUUAGGACCCUUGAUUUAUUGCAAUUUGACAGUUCUCUCCCUUUACUUCAAUUAAGUGUCGAGCUAGAUGGAGAGCAGCUAAUUAUCAGCACUCGAGAAUCAACAAGGAGUGAUGAGAACAUCCAAGCCGAUAUUCCAGCCCCAGGAAUCACUGCUCUAUCGAACAAGGCCGAAAAGAUCACUAACUCUACACAAUCAACUGUAUCAAAAUUCCAGGGUAAAGUAGAUAAAUUUACGUCCAUCAGGCAGAAGGGAAUUGAGGGCGAUUCUCCAGAAAUCCCUAUACCUGAAAGAGGGGCUACAUUGGUUCUCCGUAUUAUGCCGGAUGACAAUAGCUGUCUUUUCAGGGCAUUUGGAUCAGCCGUUAUUCCGACAGACGAUAAGACUAUGACAGAACUACGAGCUCUUAUUGCAAGCGUUAUUCAGGCCGAGCGUAGCACAUACACAAAAGUAGUUUUAGAGAAAAGCCCCGAUGAAUAUUGCCGAUGGAUACAAAGCCCUGAUGCCUGGGGUGGCGCCAUUGAACUCAUUAUUUUGGCGAAACACUUCGACAUUGAAGUGUGCAGUAUUGACGUUCAGUCCUUGCGUAUCGACAGAUUUAACGAAGGACGGCCUACUCGGUGUAUUCUCGUCUAUUCGGGGAUUCAUUAUGAUACCAUUGCCCAAACUCCGUCUGAUCCACCUCAUACUAGAUCACAGCACCCUCCUGAAUUUGAUCAGCGAGUUUGGAACAGCGAUGACAACCAGAUUUUAGAUGCAGCUCUUGAGCUAUGUAGAAAGCUGAAAGCGAAGAAAUACUAUACUGAUACGGCUAGCUUAAAGAUUAAGUGCAAUAUUUGUGGGAUAAUUGUCUACGGAGAACAACAGGCAGCUAAACAUGCUCAUCAGUUCAGUCACUUCGACAUGGCUGAAGUAAAUUAA